GACUCCCACCCUGCUUCUGUCUUCCAGUGCCUCCCCUCCCCUCAGGGGCUAGGAGAGGGCUGGGCCUGGCACUCUCUCCCUCCCUGAACCACAGCUGCCUUCAAGCUUCCCAGUCACACAGAAGAGGCACCGGAAGUGCUUGGAGAAGAUGACCCAACACAGUCCCAGGUCAUUUGUGAGGGGCUCGGGCCUGGACCACCUCCUUCCCACCUCUCACCCCAAAGUGUGAAGCUUGAGUCCAUCAUGUCCUUUCAGCUAAAAUGAGCAGGAGCCAAGCGUAUUGUCAUUCCUAAACACUAGCUCCUGCAGCAAACCAGCAGGGAUGCUCCAGAGGGAGGAAAAGGGGGAGAAGAGGGGACUUCACCAUGAAGAAACCACCAGCCUCAGGAAAUCUCCAGGCUGCCAGGCCAUGGGCAGCCCAGCACGUUAAGGGGGAGCAAAGGGUGUUAACGGGCAGGCAUUCUGGGCCGAAACCCCACUGUUUGGGGCCCAGCCAGAGAGCAGACAAAAGGGCCGGGAAGCCUGCACAUGGCCAGGAGGGGUCAAAAGGAGCAGAGCGAAGGCCUCUGUUCGAUCUCUGGCCUGCAAGCUGGGCCCAGAGUGACACCUUGCUAUGCCACACCUACUGGCUGUCAUGUUCAUUCCCCGAAAUGUAAGAUUUCCCCCUUAAAAUACAAAUUUGGGAUGUGGCGAUCUGUCUGGCCGGCCAGUCUGGCUCAGGUGCACAUGAAGGACAGCCUAAGUCACCCGGGGUUCCUGGAGCUGCCUUUGAGGCAGAAAUACAGGGCAUCUUUGAGCACUCCUGCUCUGUCUGGGGGAAGGUGGGCAAAAUGCUCAAAAUAGAGUAAAAGCAAGGGUCAGGACCCAAAGAGGUCUCAUUCCCUGUUUCUCUGGACUCUCUGUUGGGUGCCUGUGUGCAGGAUUUCUGCAGAAGAUAGUCCAUUUUGUUAAGCCUUUGAAUAUUCAAAUUGAAAGUACCGCGCAAUCAUUGAUUGUCAAAUCAUGGGUUUCUAGAGGUUUUAAAUACUUGGCAUGAGGGGGAAAAAACUCAAACCUAUACCCGAAGGUAUAAAACAUUAAUUCUGUUUGUCUUCUGCUCCAGGAACCUGGAUGCAACUGAAUGCUUUGUGAAACUUUAAAAAUGUUGCAUCUCUGCUUCUCUCCUUGCACAGGAGCCAUCCUAGGCGCUGAGUCCCUGCAGCUGCUGCAUCCAGCCACAGACCCAGCUCCUGCUGACCAGCAUGUCGGAAAAACCGAAAGUGUAUCAAGGUGUCCGUGUGAAGAUCACGGUGAAGGAGCUGCUGCAGCAGAGAAGGGCUCACCAGGCAGCCUCGGGGGGAACCCUGUCCGGAGGGAACAGUGCCCACCUUUCAGAUCCAGUCACACCACCUUCUGCAGUGUAUUUUGAACCUGAGUCGGUUUCUUCCACACCUAAUUACUUUCAACCCCGAGAAUUUCCCAGCUGUGUUUCUUGUGAAGAAAACCCAAGCUGCCUCGACCAGAUCUUGGAUUCCUACCUUCAGACAGAGACACACCUGGACCCUUUGCUCAAUUCCACGCAGAGUGCUCCACACUACUUCCCGGACAGCUUCCAGGCCGCCCCCUUCUGCUUCAACCAGAGCCUGGCCCCAGGGACACCUUCAGAUUCCUCCACUCUCUCUGGGUCCUUAGACUUCAGUUACUCACCGGCUCAUCUGCCUUCAUACACUCCGGAGAAUUACAAUCCUACCCCUUCUCUGGACAACAGAAACUGUGGCUAUCCCUCAGAAGACUACUCCUACCCUCACUUGCCCUCCCAUGCCCAAUACGACUGCUUCUUCCCAGCCCCGACCUCAGGCUGCUACUGUGUGUCCUGCGAGGCAGAACACUUGGCCACCCUCAGAGCGUCCGAGUACUUUUCCUGUCCGGGCACGGACUGUGUGAACCUGGAUCCCUCAGCAGCAGCAGGCAAUGAUUUCUACCUGCGGGAAACAAACUGUGACGUCUGCUACAGCUCAUAGAGUUUCAUUAACCUGGAGCAUGGCGUGCAUACGUCUGUCUUUCUGUCGCGCCAAAUGAGAACUUGAAAUACGCAACCUGUGAACAAAACAUCACAGGUGCAGGUUACAGGUCACCAUUUUGCAUUUUCUGGCGCUGACUUAGGCAUUGACAUGAAGUCCUCAGACCCGGUCAGGGCACUACUCCUACUCUGUACGCUUCCAGUGAAAAGUUUUGUAGGGAGCAUUUAAUGGUUUUACUUUUCUGUAUAAUGAACAAAUUCUAAUUU
This is a messenger RNA of Myotis daubentonii (Daubenton's bat), 2266 nucleotides long. It is a transcript of the gene POU2AF3, whose product is annotated as POU class 2 homeobox associating factor 3. Lineage: Eukaryota; Metazoa; Chordata; Mammalia; Chiroptera; Vespertilionidae. The record is from RefSeq and is a predicted model, not a curated record. Gene Ontology annotation, molecular function: POU domain binding; DNA binding.